AAGAAGAAGAAGAAGAAGAAGAAGAAGAAGAAGAAGAGACGGGAUUUUGCGACAUUUCCGGUUGCUGCCUUUUCGUUUUACUUUACGACAGUUGUGACAAACCAGAAGUGUCAACCACUGGCUGCAGAGUUGUUUGGAAACACAGGUGAUGCCUUUCAUCUAAAGAGAAGCAGAAAACGAAAUGACCUGAGAUACGCCAACUUUACGACUGUCAUAGAAGGACACGACGAUAACCACGAUGCGAGAAACAACAAUACAUUUUUGACAGCUUUCGUUCACAACGCUGGCGAUCUAGCUAAGCUAACUAGCUAAGCGAAGCCAGUUUGUCAGCUUUCGACCUGGGGAACAUGUUUUGAGUGCGAGCAUUCCAUGUGACGUCCUUGUACUCUAAACAUAAGCACCCUGGGUGCAGUCUUCAGACGCCGACGCAUAGCUGGGCUUCCAUUAUUUAAACGCACAAUGUGGUUACAGCAAAGACUAAAGGGGCUACCGGGCUUGUUGUCAAGCAGCUGGGCGAGAAGACUCCUAAUAGGACUACUGCUUUUUCUCAUAUUCUACUGGUACCUGGGAGCAGAGCACAGACUGAGGUUCUUUGGCGGUCCGGCCAUGCCCGGAGGGGCGGCGGGACAGUGCCUAUUGGCUGAAAUCCACAGGUGGAACUCUCUGGUGGAGCGGGGAGAGGGGAUAUAUAGCACACCUCAGGAACAACUAGAUACACCCUUUGUAUCAGGUAACGGACAUAUUCUGAUUGACAUUGACUCUAAUAAACUGUGGGUAGCGUCGUCUUCACAGCCCGGCUCGGCUCCGGUCCACCAGACUGAAUAUUCACCGAGGGUCGGCAUCCAUCUGGAGGGGAAGCGGGCCGAGACUCAGGCUACCAUGCUGUGGUUUCGUAAAGGAGCCGUUCUGUCGGUCCGCUGUGCCUCACCAGCCGCCCUGCAGUCAUCUCGGGAUUGUGUCACCAUCAGAGAGGAGUUCAUAGCACACAGAAGCAAACCCAACGUGUAUCUCCAGAGAAUCCAUAUAAACAACCCAUCUGACCGGGCUGCAGCCAUGGAUGUUUCCUCUGAAAACCCCUCCUUUGGUAGCAAGUUCUCAACCAGUGUGGAGAAACUGGAGGACAGAGAGGUAGUGCUUUCCUCUGGUAGAGUGCCAGUGGAGAAUAACCGGCUGGUGCUGGUGGUGGUGGUCACCAAGAUGCUGAACAGCAGGAUCCAGGUCGCUGCUAAAUCGGAUUAUUCAGACAACAUCCUAUCAGUGGUGUGGACCUCAGAGCCCAUUGAGUCCUCCAAGCUGGAGGAGACCUUCAGCAUCCUCCGAGAUGGAGCCAAAAAGGAGCUGGUGGAGCUGCUGAGGGCUGAUGUGGACAAACUGGUUGUUGAUCACCAGCAGGCCUGGAUGGACCUCUUCAUUUCAGGUGUUGAAAUGAGGAAGAUCACAGACUCCCACACACCAUCGAGCCAGACGGUGAACACCACCCUCUACUACAUCCUGUCCUCCUCCACAGCUCCCCUGUUGGAUCGAAGGGUGAGCGGCGAGGAGCGCAGUCACCUUGAGUCCAGCCUCAAUUACGCCGAUCACUGCUUCAGCGGCCACGCCACCAUGCACGCAGAGAACCUGUGGCCUGAGCGGGUGAGCAGCACUGCUCAGAUCCUGCAGCUGUUCACAUUGUGGACUCUGACUCUACAAAAGAGAGGCUGCAAAGUGUUGGUGGCAGCUGGAGCCCACGGCGCCAUGCAGGGGAUGGUGCUCAGCUUCGGCGGCCUCCAGUUCACAGAGAACCACCUACAGUUCCAGGCUGAUCCAGACGUUCUGCACAACAGUUAUUCUCUGAGAGGGAUCCACUACAACCAGGACCUCAUAAAUCUAGCAGUGCUGCUGGAUGUGGAGGGGAAGCCUUUUCUCCACGUGUCUGUGAAGCAGCAGGAGAAGCCAGUGAAGCUGUAUGCCUGCGAGGCCGGCUGCCUUAACGAGCCAGUGGAGCUUACUUCAGAGUUCAAAGGUCAUACCUUCCCUGUGAUGGUGACGCAGCCCAUCACACCACUGCUGUACAUCUCCACAGACCUGCGCCACCUGCAGGACCUGCGCCACACCCUGCACCUUAAGGCCAUCCUUGCUCACGAGGAGCACAUGGCCAACCGCUACCCAGGCCUGCCUUUCCUGUUCUGGUUCAGUGUGGCCUCACUCAUCACACUCUUCCACCUUUUCCUCUUCAAGCUAAUAUACAACGAGUACUGUGGCCCGGGUGCUAAACCCCUCUUCAGGAGCAAGGUCGCCGUGAAAGGUGAGGAGCGCUGCUGUGACACCGGGAAUGCUGCUUGAACACUACAGUGCUAUGCGCACAUUCAACACGUAGUGGUUCUGCUUGAGCUUUGGCAGCAUGAGAGAUAUUAACAUGGGUGUGUUGGUGCUGAAUGACAUCACCCACAGAUCUGCUGUGAAAAUUGUAACGGCAUGUAGGUAAAAACUGGACAUCUACGUUGCUUUAAAACCAGAGAUCUGGAACGAUGAUUGUUAAUCAUCAUGAUAUCACGAUGAUGAUUGCUGUCAUCCUUGAUUAAUUAAAAUGUCAGAAUGGCCAUGACAAUUUCCAAAGUUUACAUGUUUAUAUGUCUUUUGUUUUGUCUGACCAACAGUCCAAAAGUACCAGGAUGAAUGUACCAGUUGUAUUUUUAAAAAGAAUAUGUGUAGAAUAUAUGUAGAAUAUUAAGACUACAACAUUUUAAAGGAACUGUUCAUCCAGAAAUGAACAUUCAGUCAUUUUAUAUUUAACCGCAUGCAGACUACAAGUUCUGUAGUCCAUGAAACAGUUCUGGAGCAUCAAAGCAGAAUGGCAUUGCAGCUUCCUUCUACACAACUAAGGUAAAUGGGGACUUGAUUGAAAAAUGUAAAAAACAACCAAGGAAAAACAUGAAAUGGCUCCAUACAACUCAGAGAUCUAAAAUUGAUCUGAAAAGACAUUAUUACACUUUUUUUAAAGCCAAAAUCAUACCUAAGCUAAAAGCAUAUUUAGUGUGUUUUUACUGGAAAACAAAAUUAUGCCAGAUGAGCUGUACAACCGUGCCCAAAAUGAUGUUACAGAUACACAGCCUGGUCGUGUUGCAUCUCCAAACAGAACACUUCAAUCUAACCCCAACUUCCAAAAACUGAGUCAAAACCUGUUAACUGUGAAGAGUAGAAAUAGUUGUUGGCGUAACUUGUUGCACCCAACAAGACUAACAGUCUACAGCCAUGGUAGGAACUCUGUCAGCGUGCAAACAGUGAUAGCAUUAACAUGAUGAUAUUUAGCAGGUGAUGUUUACCGUGCUGACCACUUAGUGCAGCAUGCUUGUAUGAUCACAUUUGCUAAUUUAGAGCAGUCAAAGUCAGUGAAUAUCUGUACAAUAUUUCAUGGUUUUAUUGAAGAGAUAUUUAAAUCUGGACUGGUGUUGGACUGACCUGUGACAGUGUGACAACAAUUACAACAGGACAGAAGAUAACACAACACAAAACCUGUGUUGACAAGACAAGACCUCAAGCUGUUGAACUGGUCUCCACCUGUGGGAUGUAACAGAACAUUUCAGAUCUAGGGAUGCCCCACCUGGCAACCCACAGGACAGAAAUGAUCCACUGCUGACACCUUGGUGCCAGAAACUACAGGACAUCCCAAGGUGUGUCCAUGCCUCCAUAGUGGGGCAUCCAUGGAUUGGACUUGUUAAAGCUUCUCAAGGCAUCCUUGCACCUUGAGCUCUUUGUCAUGUUCCUUUGGCCAUUCUUGAGUAGUUUUUGCGAUGUGGCAGUGCGCAUUGUCUUGCUGGUAGGGCCACUGCUGUUGUGGAGUGCAUUUACCAAGAUGGGGUAAACUUGGUCUGCAUUAGUAUUUGGGUGGGUGAUCCACAUCCACAUGAAUGCCAGGGACCAAGGUUUCCUGGAAAUGGUGACUUCCAUGGCUAUGGGUCUGUUUGUUUGUGCAGAGACAGCAGUCAAAACAAGGGCAGUCAGAUAAUUCAUAAACGAACCAAAACUUAGUCCAAAGAGAAAACAAAGACAAGCAAAACAUUUAUGACUACACCCUAUGUUUUAAACAUCCAUCAGUUCAGUUAACUUCCUGCUUCUACUUUGACCAUAUAUGAAGGUGUGAUGUGCAAUGAGUUCACUUUUUCUUUUUGUUCACCUCCAAACAAAAGUGUUCUAAUAUGUUGGUUCAUAAAGGUGAGCUAUGUAGUUUUGGGGAAGAAAUAUUAGUGAGAAGACUUGGUUGAUUUUUUUCUGCCUAAAACAAUCUCAAUAAUCAAACUCUCUUUGUUUUCAUGACUGAAACUCUCGCCAAAAAGCAACCUUGG
Messenger RNA from Acanthopagrus latus (yellowfin seabream), 4322 nucleotides. RefSeq names its product KIAA2013 ortholog. Lineage: Eukaryota; Metazoa; Chordata; Actinopteri; Spariformes; Sparidae. The coding region runs from base 460 to 2322 and encodes 620 amino acids. The record is from RefSeq and is a predicted model, not a curated record. The transcript is spliced from 3 exons.